This is a messenger RNA of Penicilliopsis zonata CBS 506.65, 2988 nucleotides long. RefSeq lists its product as hypothetical. The record is from RefSeq and is a predicted model, not a curated record. Lineage: Eukaryota; Fungi; Ascomycota; Eurotiomycetes; Eurotiales; Aspergillaceae. The coding region runs from base 1 to 2988 and encodes 995 amino acids. Gene Ontology annotation, cellular component: mitotic spindle pole body; SIN/MEN two-component GAP complex. The transcript is spliced from 2 exons. Gene Ontology annotation, biological process: mitotic spindle orientation checkpoint signaling; regulation of Ras protein signal transduction. Gene Ontology annotation, molecular function: GTPase activator activity.
AUGGAGGCUUUGACUCUACAACUUCAACGCAAUAAUGAGGAAACGAUUGAAUGCUGGGACGACGAUAAUGAUUUAGAAUGCACGGACGAUACACAAUUUCGCAUCGCCUCAUCAGCUACCUCGGUCACAAAUUCCUCGCUAGUGCGCCGCUCUGGACACCGAGAUUCUAUCUCCUCUCGGCGCUCGGCGCGCUCUGAUCUUGACUCCAAUGCCGGUACCGAUGAGGAUUGGCAAGUUCUGCUGCAUGACAAUGAUGAUGCAGUAACAGAAGAUGCCAUUGCUUCGGCUAAGAAUGCCGGUAUCCCAAUUCCUACGAAUGUCCCGAAAUCCGCUCUUGUUGGAGGUACGAUCAAACGACUUGGAAAAAGGAAGCCAAAGAAGAACUUUGUGGACGACUGGUCUGAAGAUGUGGAAUUUCCGGGACCUGGAGAGACCCUGCAGUUGAAACCUCCCCAGGAAAGCCUUUUCCCCGACACCCUCCGCACAAUCAGCUCUGCAGUCACAAGUCCCAUUAAGGCACCCCCUAGUCCUUUCUGGGAUGAUGAUCAUUCAACUCGUUUACACUCGGCUCUAACAAGAUUGGACCAAUUUCGUGAGGAGGAUACUUCGGAUGCUCAAGCAGUACCAACCAUAAAAGCAGCAAAACCUUGGCGAUCCCAAGAAGUCACGAUCCCUCAAGACGGCUUUCCAUUCCCUGGUGCGGAAACAGAGUCUGAAAACUUUGAUGCAGAUUUCGAUUUACCAGCCGACAACUUAAAACUGCAACUUACUACUCACAAAGAUGUCCCCAGGGUAUUGGGUCCUGCUCCCGAAACCUUUGACGUGGAUUGGUCCGAGGGAAGCAUCGGGAUAAGAUUUGGCGGUACAACUCGAGAUCACCGUUCAAACCCCAGCUCUUCUGUAUCCAUUGCUAGCCCAAGCGUAUCAAGUUACUUGACUGGUGAAAGUGAAGACGACGGCAUCGAUGGGAUCAUUAUUCCUGCCGGUCCACUGGACCUGGAAGCCAAGUUGAAGAAGCGUCAAAGUACCAGUCACGCGGGUUUUGCUGGUCCUCCAAAUAAAACUAGCCCAAGGCAGCCCCCCCCCGAUAUAGACGAUUUUCUUUCCGGCCUCGACGUCGAGAACGAUGAUGCCUUUGCGAUUGGAAAACUUUCCCUUAACCCGAACAUCAAGCGGAAAUCCGGGCGUCCUGGAAGUCCGGCACGUCGGCUUGCAACUACAAUUACUUUUACGAAUACAAAGCAUUCCCCCAAGACCAGGAUACCUCGCCUCUCUGGGCAUGAUCGUCAUUCAACACAUCUAGAGACAGUAUCGGAGAGCGGAGCUCCCAUCUUCAAUUUUCGAAGACCCCAAUCUCGGCUCGGUAGCCAUACAUCACACUCCUCCGUUUCUAGUUGCCCUCCCUCCGCCAUCCCAGUAACACCACCUCACCUUUCAACGCCGAGUCGCCGGUCUACGGGAGCACGAACUUCCCGAGACCCAUUUAUUAGCGACAAUGUCUCCUCGAGUACAAAACGUCUGAAACCAAAACGCUCGAUGCCAGCUAUGCGAAAUACCAAUAGCAGUGGAUCGACACCACCCUUCCAACAGCCGCCGUCCCGCCUAGAUGGCACCAGCCGCAUCUUCCAAUCUUCUGUUCGACCCAAAACUCCGGUCGAUCGUAUAGAUAUAAGAUCCCUCAGCCGCAGAUCUCAGGUGCCGUUUAUUCCUGCUGGUGCAUCGGAAAAUCAGUCUCACCAUGUUAAUUUCAAAACAUACGGGUACUCCCGCCGAACGAAUUCAGAUAGCUCCGGUGAUAUCAUUUCCCAGGGUUCCUCUUCGUCUCGAAAGCCACGCUUCAGCCGCUCAGAGCCUAUUGGGAGUAGUCUUCAAGACAGAAGCCCAGAGACCACAUUCGCCGGCAUGAAGCGUACGCUAACCCGACCCACCCGCCGACGGAAUUUCGGUGAUGGUACAGAGUUAGAAUCACUGGAUGAUCUUCCCACAUCUGCUUCGGCAGAGAGCAGAUUUGUCAAGUAUCCCACGUCGCACGGCGUCCCCAGAUCCUUUAGGAGUCGAUUGAGCCAAAAUCAGAAUACGCUGCUGCGAACAGAAAGUCCUGCUCAGUCUCCUGACCCACCCACGGGGGGAAAGCCACGGGACUCAAUUCCUAGAUUUGCACGAGACACCACUGCUUCUAGAAAUGCUCGAGAGCAACGCAUCGCUUCUAUGACCUUAACAUUGAAAAAUCGAGAGAGAAGCUCCCUCGCAUCUAUUAGCACUAACUGGAAGGAUCAGGUCGUCUCUCGGAGUCCCUCUACCUCUUUACCGAUGAGAAGCAAGAGAGGGAGGACUAAGGCAACACCCACAAAGCCCCAUCUCAUUAAGCCUAUGGGAGCGGGUGUCCAAGAAGCAAAGUCUGUAAAGGGCAUGCGAUACAAUCCGGCCACAUUUCAAUGGGAAGGCAAUGAGAAUUCCAUCAUAGAAUUCGAACCUGCCACCCCCAAAUCACCUAGACCUGCUCCCGCCCUGAUAACUAAUAUCGGGACCAUGCAAAAUGUGCAGGUAGUUGGUGGAAUGGUGUUCGACCCGAGACGGAUGUGCUGGCUCAAAAUGGCGCCAUCGCAGCCUGGAGACAGCGGGGUGUUGGCGGUGCAGGAUGAAGAUGAUGUUUUUUCAGGUCUUGAUGAUCUUCAAGAAAACGGUCCCAAAACCGGAAAUACAGCCGGUGGACGAACUUCAAACGCAUUCGAUGAACUUGGUCCUACGGCAAGUGGAGAUGACCGAAGCCCCGGGGAAUCGUCGGACGAAUGGCCCAUGACGGAGGAGUUCGACGUCGGGCCAGAGUUUAUCAAGCGUCAGCGAGCAGAAGAGGAGAAAUGGAGACGCAAGGUUGACAAAUGGAUCACCUCUGAUCGAAGAACCCUUGAAUAUGGCUGGAGAUGGGCAAUCAGAGAUCUGGUACGGGUUCACGGCGUCCUCCGAUCACAGUCCCUUGAUGAUCCUUGA